UGCCACUCAAACUUAACACAUUCAUUUCAAUCUCUCUACACACAACAACAAAAACCAAAAGAAAAUCCAAGAAUCACUUCAAAUAUUCCAUUUUUCUUCCUUCAUUUUCUUGAUUUUCUUUCAAUCACACAAUUGAAUUAAAGAUGAAGAUGAGCAGCACCAAUAUGGGAAGUUCCAAGAGGAGAAUUUCAAGCAGAGGAGUUGGAGGAGUUCUUAGAGAACAAAGGGCCAAACUUUACAUUAUUAGAAGAUGUGUAGUCAUGCUCCUAUGUUGGCAUGAUUGAAAUCAUUCGAGAAACAAGGCUAUUAGGGGCUUUCUCUAUAUUUUCUUUCUAUUGUUCUUUUCCCUCAUCUUGGGAGUGUACAUAGCAAUGGAGGAUAUUAGUUAAUUAAGAGGGGUUUAACAAUUUUGUACUAAUUUAGCUUAUUAAGGCUCUUCUUGUAUACAUAUCGGAUAGUUUCAAUCAUUUCAAUCAAAGAAGAUGAUUUUGAUUCAA
Lycium barbarum (goji berry) is the source of this 497-nucleotide messenger RNA. Its product is annotated as small polypeptide DEVIL 4-like. Lineage: Eukaryota; Viridiplantae; Streptophyta; Magnoliopsida; Solanales; Solanaceae. The record is from RefSeq and is a predicted model, not a curated record. Bases 144 to 284 code for a protein of 46 amino acids. Gene Ontology annotation, biological process: negative regulation of cell population proliferation. The transcript has a single exon.